UCCUCUAGGGACCACACUGGCCUCGAACUCGUUCUCUCUGCCUCAGCCUCCCAAGUGCUGUCAUUAAAGGCUUGUGCUGAUACCAUACCCAACCCCAGUAAUUCUGAGUUGCUCCUGGAUAAAAGAGAUUAUUGCAGUUGAAUAAGGACUUUGGAAUGAUUUAAUAUAAUUAUAGAUGUUAUUUUGAUCUUCACUGCAAGGAACUUUACCCGAACUUCCCUUUGAACAACCUCCUCAAGCUUUAAGAAAAAGGGUCUCCUCAUAGUUGUUUGUGCCCGGACCUCAGCCACUGACCCCAUGGUGCGAAUUGGACAUGUGCCUGUUGUACUUAGAAACAAAAUAUUCCUUACGCCUUCCUUUGUUACCUCGCUGUGCCCUGAUAACCCGUUGGGUCUCCAGUGAGCUGGCGUGUAGCUUUUCCAAAGCAUAUUAUUCAGCCAGCAGAUAGCACAGAUGGUGUUGAAAAUCUUCAUGGUUUGCUCACGUGCCCAGGAUUCAGGGUAGCCCCCCUGUAGAGUAUAAAAGCCUCUCUUUAGCCUUUGGCGGGUUUCCAGAGAAACGGCUCCCCUGCAGAACCUUGCCCACUGUUCUUCCACUCAUGGGUGGAGACACUUCUAAGGUCGCUUUUGUGUACGUCCCUCGUGGUGAGCGGGAAUUAGCAUGGACUUCCGCUCAGGCAGAGGGCCCGGGUCGGAGCUGGGGGUGUGGUCACGGAGUGAGGGGCGGGGCCUCUUGCGCAUGUGCAGAAAGCAGCCGUUCCAACGGUCUCCACCACUGCCAUUGCCGUGCAGCCACCGUUGGGUGCCCUCAGCUGUUACCUGCGCGCCACCAUCAUGUCUAAAGGACAAGGUUUCUUGACUGGAGGCAAGGAGAAAGGAGAGGAUCAGGUCAGGAGCCUGGCGUGGCGGUACCUGGUGAAGCAGGGGGAGGAGGAGGAGGAGGUGCUGAAGAAGGAGGAUGAGGACUACGACGACGAGGAGGAGGAAGGCCUGGACAGUGACUCUGAGGACCUGAGCCCCGGGGCCUCCGACAUGCACCCGGACCUCCUGGAGCUGGCGGUGGACCGCGAGAAGUGCCGCAGCAUCCGCAGGCAGUACCGGCAGCUCAUCUACACCGUGCAGCAGAACCGUGAGGACAUCGUGAACACGGCCAGCAACUCGCUGACCGAGGCCCUGGAGGAGGCCAACGUGCUGUUCGACGGAGUGAGCCGAACCAGAGAGGCAGCCCUCGAUGCCCAGUUCCUGGUUUUGGCCUCUGAUCUGGGUAAAGAAAAAGCAAAGCAGUUAAACUCGGAUAUGAGCUUUUUUAAUCACGUGGCGUUCUGUGACGCGCUGCUGGUGUUUAUGGGCCUGAACUGGGUGGAAGAAGAGUGUGGCGAGUUGAGCAACUGCGACGAAAGCAUAGCGCGUUCCUUCUGGGGAACGCUGCAGAAGGAGGCCACGCCCUGGAUGCAGCGAGCCGAAACAUUCCACUUCAUUUUUGGUUCGUUCAAGGCAGAACGUUCUGCACGAAAGCCCCGGCUUGACCAUCACAAAAGAGCUUGCAAAAUGGAAGAAAAUGGAGAUAUGCCUACAAAGUUGAGGAAGCUGGACAUGCAUGCUAAUCAGGAGACCACAGAAAAAGAAGUAGAAAGAAUCUUGGGGUUGCUGCAGACCUACUUUCAAAAGUACCCUGAUACUCCAGUAUCGUAUUUUGAGUUUGUGAUCGAUCCAAACUCGUUUUCUCGCACUGUGGAGAAUAUCUUCUAUGUUUCUUUUAUCAUUAGAGAUGGCUUCGCAAGAAUAAGGCUUGACCAAGACAGACUGCCAAUUUUAGAGCCAACUAAUGUCAACCAAGUGGGUGAAGAAAAUGAUUCCUGUUCUUAUGGCAGGAAACAAGGGGUUAUAUCUUUGAGUUUGCAGGACUGGAAAAAUAUUGUCUCCACUUUUGAAAUUUCAGAGGCUAUGAUCAAAAACUCAUACUGAAGACUUUUGUUUGUGGUGUAUGACUUCUGUCUUGUACUAAUUUUAUCAAAGUAGAAUCUAAACAGAAGCACAUAGUCUAGUAAACUGUUUUCGUGAGCAGAUUGUCUACUGUGCAGUAUAUUUCCUUGGUAGCGUAUGAGGUUGUAAUCUUAAAAAUUCACUGUUGUGCCUAUGGGAAGUCUUUUGAAAACCCCUGAGUUUCUUAGAAGCCAGUUUGCUAGAAACUAAACCCAGGACUCACUGUGAUGUGGGAAAGAGUGAGAAAAGGACAAAAUCAGUCAGCAGUUAAUAUUAAGCGAUAUUAAGACUAGAAAAACCUAAAUGGCAUACUUCCUUUCAGAUAGUAGAUCUUCAUAUUCUAAACUUUUUUUUUUUUUUGCUUGAAAAGUGUGUCCACAUUUGACAGUACAGAAAGGUUUUCUGGGUUGUUUUGUCUUGAGACGGCUUCAACAUGUAGCAAUGGCUGUCCUGGAGCUCACAGAGAUAGGCCUGUUUCUGUCUCCACCUCUGCCUCCUACUUGCUGGGACUGAAGCUGUGUGCCACCACACUGGGCAAAAAGGCACUCUAGGUAAGAAACUAAGGUCAUAUGUGUGGAACUGACAAGUUAUGACAGGAGAGAAUGUACAGAAAACUUGAAUGUAAGCUGGCAGUAAUCACCUCGCCAGUAUUUGCAGGGGUGGCCAGUGUUUUUAUAGAAUCUAGUUGCAAGACUUAACUCUGGUUAAUCUGUCACCACCUUUUCUCUUUGGAUUUUACCAGCACAGAGUGUGCUUCAGAAUCAGUUUCAACAUGUUUCAACAUGUAACAACUCUAGAUAUUUGUCCCAUUAACUUUAAAACAACAGAACCCACCAAGGGCUUUCCUCUGUAUCUGGGCCUAUAUAGCAAGAAUUCUACAUCCACCCUGAGUGCUUAUGCCACAAAUGCCCGGUUUCCUGUGGGCCUAAGUUUCCUGGGGGAUGGAAAUGGGAUUUGAGUACUUGUACUGACAGUGUAGCCUUUUGCUGCUGGAAGACAGCAUCAGAGGAGGCCAUGCUCUUGAUACUGCAUGUUGGGAACUUCUGUUUUCUUUCUUUUGGUGCUAUAGUUUUAAGACUGUAAAGCACAGGACAACUGGAGAUGUGGUUUCCUGGUUAGUGCUUUCUUAGCAUGUGCUACUCCGCCUAGCUUCUAUCUAGUGGGUAGUGGGGUGUUUAUGUGUAAAUUGUUUGGUGGUCAAUGUAGAAAAUUUGGAUUAUUAAAAUCACCCUAGAAGAGGCAAUGGACAUGUCCAUGAGCACCUUCGUGUCCUUUUAUGAGUUUGUCUUUGUUGGUAGAAAAUUUCUGCUGCUGAUAACAAGUUUCCCUUCUAAAUCUGAGGUGUAGUGCAGGGGAGCAAAUGCCAAUGUCCAAAUGAUACCAGGACCUGUAUGUGGAGAAAUGCCACAUAAGUACCAGCAAUGUAUAGAGAACCCAGGAGAACAGUCCUUUCGGGAACAGACUUUCUAUAGUGGUGGUUCCCCCUUUUUCGCGUGAAGAAAUGCUAACACUGGCCACCCUUAAGCUGGAAGGAGCAUCAUUUGUCUUGCUGCUGCUCAUGCUGGCAUCUCAGCAGACUCCUGGGGUUUUCAGGAGAUAGCUCUUGGAAGGAGAAUAUACUGCCAUUGUUAAAAGAACCUUGGCAGUUCGUCCUCAGCGCCUUGCUUUAUUGAUGUCUUUGCCAAGUUGUGGUUUUUGACAUACAGAAAAUGGCUUAAAAACAUUAACAGGGGAGAGAAUGAGGGAGCGGGAUACAGCUGGGAUACAGAGUUACUAAAAUGUAACUGAUAAGAAAAAAAUAAAAUAAAAAAAAAACAUUAACAGAAGCUGGGCACACUGGCACGCUCAGGGAGGCAGAGGCAGGUGGAUCUCUAUGAGUUUGUGGACAGCCUGGUCUACAAAGUGAGUCCAGGACAGCCAAUGCUACACAGAAAUACCCUGUCUCAAAAAACCAAACAAUAGUAACACUCCCCCCCAAAAAAACAUUAACAGAAAAUUAAGCCAUUCGGGAGAGAGACUUUCUGAUAAACAUCAGCUGGGCCUCUUGCUUGUGCUUUUGCUGGUUGUGGUGUUGCAGUUUGUUGGCAUUAUUUUGGAUUCAAACUAGGUACCUUUGAAAGAUAAUUGGGCGAUAGGAGAUAUAGAAAUUAACCAGAUUGCAAAUCUGCUUUCAAUGUCUUAAAUUAGAAGAUUCAAAGAAGCUGCCUCUAAGGGGGGAUUUCACAUAUUUUGUUCGAAAGUUAGAACUUUAUUGAUUAAAAAGGCCCUUUUAUGAUCAAAGGACUUACAUCAGCCCUAAACUGUAAACUUCAAAGGAAUGGGAUAUAAAAAGCAAAAAAAAAAUAACCAUUCCAGACAAUUCUCCCUUAAAUCCCAGUUUUGGUUUUCCAAGACAGGGUUUCUCUAUGUAGCCUUGGGGCUGUCCUGGACUCAGUUUGUAGAUCAGGCAACCCCCCAACUAUCAGACUCUGGUUUUGGUUUGCCCAGUGCAAGUCCUUCCUCUUGAUGUUGGAGAGAGAGCGCUUAUAGAGUAUUUGUUGCUCUUGCAGAGGACCUGGGCUUAGUUCCCAGUGUCCACAUGGUAGCUCACAGCCACCUGAAACCCCAGUUCUAUUGGAUCUGAAACUGUCUUCUGGUGACACCAGGCACACACAUGUACAGGCAGAAAACUCAGGAUCUAAAUACAGAAUACAGGAUUAAAUUAGAAAAGUGUAUGUGGUUAAGUAUAGUUACUAGGUAUAUCAGAAAAAGCAAGAGAUGAAAGGUGCGUUUGAGAGUGACGUAUGUGAAUGAGUGUGCACAGCUUGUGUCUGUGGAAGUGAAAGGACAACCUUUUGUUUUUGAGACCGAGUCUCACCAUGUGCACCAGGCUGGCCUCAAACUUACAGAGCUCCUCUGCCUCCUGAGUGCUGAGAUUAUAGCCUGUGUCACUAUGAAAGGAUAGCAGUUGAGAUCUGGGGAUCGUACUCAGGUCAUUUGUGCAGCAAGCACUUUUACUGACUGUCCCAUUAGGCAAGUUUCUUCCAUAUUAAAAAAAAACAUUUCAGUUAAAUUAUUUGACGUGCAUGGUUAUUUGGAGCUCAGAGGACAACUCUUUUGGGAGUUGGUUUUCUUUCCAUAAUAUGGGUCCCAGGAAUAAUUAAAUUGAACUUGGUGGCUGCUGAUUUGUCUCACCAGCUUGGACAAGUUUAAUGCCAUAGCCUGUCCUAUCUGAAAUAAAAAUGACAUCUGACUAUCUUGAGGAUUUGAUGGGAUUUAAUGUGCACAAAACAUGUCUUGUACAAUAUCUUGUCACAUUGCGGACACUCAGCAGAUUUUACAGUGCCGCCUCCUUCCCUGUUGACUUCUCUGUAAUGGUCUGUUUUCUUUGAGUCUCAUACUUACUUGGUUUUUAUUGAGACAGGGUUUAUCUGUAUAGCUUUGGCUGUCUUGGAAUUCCCUCUGUAGACCAGGCUGGCCUUGAACGCAUAAAGAUCCACCUGCCUCCACCUCCCAAGUGCUGGGAUUAAGGGUGUGCGCUACCACCUUUCUUUGUUCGGGGGGAUUUAUCGUCAACUGAUUUGAAGUGCAUAUUGCUAACUGACUUCGAUGGAUACCCACUCUGCGCUGCUCUGGUCUCUGGAGGCGAGUGGUGGAGUAUUGCCAUCGAGAAUGGGCUCUACAGUGUCCUGGCUAUGCUGGUUUCCUGCUGCUACUGCUGUAACAAAUCACUAAACACCCAGUACCCAAGACAGGACUACCCAAGCUGUCUUGGAGGCUGGAUGUCUAAUCAGAAUGGGUUUGGCUAGACCAAAAUCAGGACAUCAGCAGGUCUGGUAGCUUGUCCUGGGGAGCUGUUCAUUUGAUUACAUUUUGAGGGGGAACCAUUUAGCUAGAGCUGAUAGCCAGUUAAGUGGGGUUAAAAUGAAAGGAUAGUUCUAGACUCAGCUAAAUGCCGCACAUGCCCACAGCUUGCCAGUUACACCUUAGAGAUUCCCUUGUGCUUUUGUUUAAACCUGGCUGAUACAAUUUUACUUUAAGCUUGAACUGUAAAAAUCCCAUAUUAGAUUCAGAGUUUUGGUAAAGAACACUAUAAACCUUUGGAAGAGGCAGUUUAUGGCCUUUUAGGAUUGGGGGUGGCGGGGGAGGAGUGCAUUUGUUCUCACUUGUUCUGCUUAGGUGUUGCAAGAGGUUGGCUCCAAGGACAACAGGUUUUUCUUUUUCUCUUGUCUUCCCAUCUGUCCUAAGAACAUGCAGUUAAAGUGAAUUUGAGAUUGUUACAGUUAAUCUUUUAAGUCAAUAAGUAUUUAUGGGGUUUCAAAUGUGAUAUCCUCGCUGUGAAUUGAGGUCACUGACAUUCGGGAUUUCUAAAAUGGCCCUUUUCAAAGAACCAAGGCUUGAUCUGGUUGUGUCACCAGCCUGCAACCUUUGGAUUCUUUUAUCUGAGUGAAUUAAGGACAGACAUAUCUGUGACAGCUUCAGAGUUCUCCAUCAGAGAUCUUUUUGCAUUAGCGUCUUCAGUUUGCUUCACACAGUCCGACUACUGCUGACACUGAUGCUCUCUUAAGUUCAGGCUGUGUUCAUUCCAGUUGCAUCCACAAUGCUGUGUCCGUAUGUUGGCAGAGGCCACUGCAGCUACCCACACUCCAUAGUUACAAUUACAAACUAUUCCUGUAUCAACUUCAGUAUCAACACUGACCUCACCUUCUGCUGUUCUCUGUGUCCAUAUUCCUGUAUGUCUUUAAAACUCACACUGAACAGUGAUUCCCAGUUGCAGAAGAGGAUUAAUUUAGCACCUGUGUUCUAUGCCUUUGUCCACCAGUUGAACAAAAGCACACUUAAGUGCUACAUGAGUUAUUUUGCUUCUAUGUGUGUGGGUGUCUGCCUGCAUGGAUGUCUGUACUACUUGUCUGCCCGGUGCCUGUAGAGUUACAGGCAGUUUUGAGCUGCUUUGUGGGUGGGGAAUAGCAGCUAGUGUUUUAACCACUGCCCCCCCCCCCCCAUGUAUAACAGGUGUGUGUGUGUGCAUGCAUGAGAAUGCUGGUGUCUGGGAACCAGACUCCGAAAAAACAAUGCACUCAACUGGUCAUCUAUUGCCUCAGCACCACAAUAAUUAUUUUUAAAAAAGAACAUCUGUUAAGUUUUUGUUUUUGUCUUGUUUAUCCUUUAAAAGCAACAAAUGGGCCUCACGCUCUUGGUGACCCUCGGGAGAGGAGGUGCUCUGGCUGUGUGAUUUCACCUAAACCUUUGGUCUGAGUGGCUGUCAUUACCAGCUUUUUCCCC
Psammomys obesus (fat sand rat) is the source of this 7244-nucleotide messenger RNA. RefSeq names its product EP300 interacting inhibitor of differentiation 3 (gene Eid3). Gene Ontology annotation, biological process: DNA repair. Gene Ontology annotation, cellular component: nucleus; Smc5-Smc6 complex. The coding region runs from base 834 to 1964 and encodes 376 amino acids. The transcript has a single exon. Lineage: Eukaryota; Metazoa; Chordata; Mammalia; Rodentia; Muridae. The record is from RefSeq and is a predicted model, not a curated record.